Dovyalis caffra is the source of this 4149-nucleotide messenger RNA. The record is from the annotation of a GenBank genome assembly. Lineage: Eukaryota; Viridiplantae; Streptophyta; Magnoliopsida; Malpighiales; Salicaceae.
AUGGGACAGAGUCAAAGGAUUGAUUCAGCAGAGUUUGGAGGAAGCAUAAGAACCUCAUUCCGAAGUCAUGAGCCUAGUUUUCAUAGCAUUUCAACUGGGAACGCCAAUCAGCUUAGAAAUGAAAAUGAUGAAGAUGCAUUGCAAUAUUGGGCUACUAUUGAGAGAUUGCCAACUCUUGAACGGAUUACUACUGCUUUAAUGGAGGAACAAGAUGGCAGAAAUGGAAAAGGAGAUGCUAUGGGGAAAAAAGUUUUUAAUGUUGCCAAACUUCAAGCUCAAGAACGGCAUAUGUUCAUUGAAAAGCUCAUCAAGCACGUUGAAAAUGAUAAUCUCCUAUUGCUGCAGAAACUUAGGAAAAGAAUUGACAAAGUUGGUGUACAUUUGCCCACCGUAGAAGUGAAGUACAGAAAUCUUUGUGUUGAAGCAGACUGCGAGGUAGUUCGUGGCAAGCCUCUUUCCACUUUGUGGAGCACUGCUAAGAGCAUUCUCUCUGUGAGUUCCUGCGGGUUUGCCAAUCUGUUGGGUUCGAAACAAAGAACAAAGAUCAGCGUCCUAAAAGAUGUCAGCGGCAUUAUUAAGCCAGGAAGGAUGACUUUACUGCUGGGCCCUCCAGGAUCUGGCAAAACCACUUUUUUGAAAGCUCUCUCUGGGAAACCUGGCAAUUCUCUCAAGGUUGGAGGGGAAAUAUCUUAUAAUGGUCACAGAUUGGAAGAGUUUGUUAUUCAGAAAACUGCAGCUUAUGUAAGCCAAUAUGAUAUGCAUAUACCAGAGAUGACAGUGAGGGAGACGGUUGAUUUUUCUGCACGCUGUCAGGGCAUAGGAAGCCGAGCUGGUAAGAAUUCUUUGGCAACACCAGAAAUAUCAUUAGAAGGAGUGAAAAGUACCCUUCAAACAGACUACAUUUUGAAGAUUCUUGGAAUUGAUAUUUGUGCCGACACAAUGGUUGGGGAUGCUAUGAGAAGAGGUAUCUCAGGUGGACAGAAGAAAAGAUUAAGUACAGGAGAAGUGGUUGUGGGUCCAAUGAAAGCCCUAUUCAUGGAUGAAAUAUCAAAUGGCUUAGACAGUUCGACCUCUUUCCAGAUUGUGUCUUGUAUGCAGCAUUUGGCACAUAGUACUGAUGCCACUAUGUUGAUCUCACUUCUUCAGCCGGCACCGGAGAUCUUUGAUCUCUUUGAUGACAUCAUGUUGAUGGCAGAAGGAAUGAUUGUUUAUCAUGGCCCACGUUCUAGUGUCUACGAAUUCUUCGAGGACUGUGGGUUUAGGUGUCCUGAGAGAAAAUGCGUUGCAGACUUCCUUAAAGAGGUAAUCUCUAGAAAAGAUCAAGGACAGUAUUGGUACAGCACAGAACAACCCCACAGUUAUGUUUCUGUUGAACAGUUUGUCAAGAAAUUCAAAGCCAGCCAGCUUGGGCAGAUGCUGGAUGAGGAGAUCAUGAAGCCAUUUGAUAAGUCUAAAAGCCACAAGAGUGCUUUAUGCUUCAGAAAAUACUCAUUAUCGAAAUGGGAACUGUUCAAAGCUUGCAGCAUGAGAGAAUUUGUUCUCAUGAAAAGGAAUUCUUUCAUUUAUGUGUUCAAAUGUACACAGCUAGUGAUCAUUGCUUCAAUAACAAUGACUGUCUUCCUGCGCACAAGGAUGGCUGUUGAUGCGAUCCAUGCAACUAUCCUUAAAAUUCCACUUUCUUUUGUGGAAGCAUUUGUUUGGACAACUCUUACUUAUUAUGUUAUUGGUUACAGCCCUGAGGUUGGAAGGUUCUUGCGCCAAUUCCUUCUACUCUUUCUGGUACAUUCAACGUCAAUAUCCAUGUUUCGUUGUGUUGCCUCGCUCUUCCAAACUAUGGUUGCUUCAGUGACAGCUGGUGGACUCACUUUAUUGAUUGCUUUACUAUUUGGUGGAUCUAUAAUCCCAAAGCCCUCUAUGCCUGUUUGGUUGGAAUGGGGAUUUUGGAUUUCUCCGUUGGCAUAUGGUGAAAUAGGCUUAAGCCUGAAUGAGUUUCUUACUCCUAGAUGGGAAAAGACUGUGCCUGGUAACACAACCAUACAACAGCAAACUCUGGAAAGCCGUGGAUUGAACUUUCAAGGUUAUUUUUACUGGAUAUCAGUCGGGGCUUUAAUUGGGUUGACGGUGCUCUUCAACAUUGGCUUUGCUUUGGCUUUAACCUUCUUGAAAUCCCCAGGAAACUCUCGAGCUAUUAUUUCUUAUAAAAGAUACUAUCAACUGCAAGGAAAACAAGAUGAUGGUGCUUCUUUCGACAUAGAAAACGACAAGAAAUUCACCAGUGCUUGUCCUAAAUCUAGUCCAGGAGCUAAAAAGGGAAGGAUGGUUUUACCUUUUGAACCCCUUACUGUGACAUUUAAGGAUGUGCGGUACUACGUCGAUACUCCUUCGGAAAUGAGAAAACAUGGUUUUCCUCAGAAGAAACUCCAGCUUCUUUCAGACAUUACUGGUGCAUUCAGACCUGGCAUUCUCACAGCGUUAAUGGGUGUUAGUGGAGCCGGGAAAACAACUCUUAUGGAUGUUCUUUCUGGGAGGAAAACUGAAGGUACUAUUGAAGGAGAGAUUAGAAUUGGUGGGUACCCAAAGGUUCAAGAUUCAUUCGCUAGAGUAUCAGGUUACUGCGAACAAACCGACAUACAUUCCCCCCAAAUUACUGUAGAAGAAUCUGUGAUAUAUUCUGCUCGGUUGCGGCUCCCUCCUGAAAUUGACAUGAAAACUAAAUAUGAGUUUGUAAACCAAGUCCUUGAAACUAUUGAGCUUGAUGAGAUUAGAGAUGCUUUAGUAGGCAUUCCCGGAAUUAGUGGUUUAUCAAUUGAGCAGCGUAAACGACUGACAGUAGCUGUGGAACUUGUUGCCAAUCCAUCAAUCAUAUUCAUGGAUGAACCCACAUCAGGUUUGGAUGCAAGAGCAGCUGCAAUUGUUAUGAGAGUAGCGAAGAACAUAGUUGAAAUAGGAAGAACAAUUGUUUGUACCAUCCACCAGCCAAGUAUAGAUAUCUUUGAGGCAUUUGAUGAGUUGAUUCUAAUGAAAAUUGGUGGACGCAUAAUCUAUUCUGGACCGCUGGGUCAGCGGUCAAGCAAGGUCAUUGAGUAUUUUGAGAAUGUUCCUGGGGUGCCUAAGAUUAAGGACAAAUACAAUCCAGCGACAUGGAUGUUAGAGGUUACUUCUGAAUCUGCAGAGGCUGAUCUUGGUGUUGAUUUUGGUCAAGUUUACAAAGACUCCACCCUAUAUGAGGAGAACAAAGAGUUGGUUAAGCAAUUGAGUUCACCGACUCCAGGUUCAAACGAUUUGCAUUUUCCUACUCGUUUUCCGCAGAAUGGCUGGGAGCAAUUGAAAGCAUGCUUAUGGAAACAGAACUUGUCUUAUUGGAGAAGUCCUUCAUAUAAUCUUUUGCGCAUCGUCUUUAUGUCCUUUGGAGCCCUCCUGUUUGGCCUACUGUUCUGGCAGAAAGGAAAUAAAAUAAAAGACCAGCAAGACUUGUUCAAUAUCGCUGGCUCGAUGUACUCUAUCAUAAUAUUUUUCGGCAUAAACAACUGCUCUCCAGUCCUACCAUUUGUUGCAAGAGAGCGGGCUGUUUUGUACAGGGAAAGAUUUGCAGGAAUGUACUCUUCAUGGGCCUAUUCAUUAGCACAGGUGCUGGUUGAAGUUCCUUACUUGCUCAUUGAAGCAAUUCUUUAUGUGAUCAUCACAUAUCCUAUGAUUGGUUACUCCUUGUCUGCCUAUAAGAUAUUCUGGUCUUUCUAUAGCAUGUUUUGUAUGUUGCUGUUUUUCAACUACCUAGGAAUGCUGCUCAUAUCAUUGACACCAAACAUUCAAGUGGCCUCCAAUCUAGCUGCGUUUGCGUACACAACGCUGAACUUUUUCUCUGGGUUUAUCGUACCGAAACCAGAUAUCCCAAAGUGGUGGCUUUGUUUGUAUUAUAUAUGUUCCUCAUCUUGGACAUUAAAUGGUAUGCUCGCCUCACAAUAUGGAGAUGUGAACAAGGAAAUAUCAGUGUUUGGAAAGACUAUGACCGUUGCUGAUUUUAUAGGAGAUUACUUUGGGUUUCACCACAACUUUUUGGGUGUUGUUGGUGUUGUACUAAUCAUCUUUCCCAUUGUCACUGCUUCCCUUUUUGCUUAUUUCAUUGGAAGGCUGAACUUCCAGAGAAGGUAG